AUGCAUCAGAUUAACUCCGUAGUCGUUUUAUUAGUUUCAUGUUCAUUUCUCUUAGCGAAUGGCCAGCUUAACUACUAUUAUUAUUAUUCAUCAUGUCCUAACUUACCCAUGAUUGUUCAAUAUGGUGUUUGGGCAGCUAUGAAAAACGACACCAGAAUAGCUGCGUCACUUCUUCGUCUGCAUUUCCAUGAUUGUUUUGUUAACGGUUGUGACGCUUCUAUUCUUCUGGAUGAUACCAAAACCUUCAAGGGAGAGCAGAAUGCAGGCCCAAACAGCAAUUCGGUUCGUGGAUUUGAAGUUAUUGACAAUAUUAAAGCUGAUGUGGAGAGGGCUUGCCCGUUAACUGUUUCUUGUGUGGACAUAUUGACUCUUGCAGCUAGAGAAGCCGUCGUUCUGUCAGGAGGGCCAAGCUGGCUUGUUGCACUUGGCAGGCGAGACGGGCUGACAGCAAAUCUGAAAGCAGCAAACACGAACCUGCCAACACCCUUUGAGCCUUUAGCAAACAUCACGGCUAAGUUUGCAGCAGUAGGGCUUGAUUUGAAGGAUGUCGUGGUUCUUUCUGGUGCACACACUAUCGGGUUGGCUCAAUGUUUCACAUUUAAACACAGACUGUAUAACUUCAAAGGAACGGGCCAACCUGACCCAAACCUUGACUCAUCUUUAGCCUCUAACUUGAAAGCCUCAUGUCCUAAUGUUGACAAAUCAAACACGAACCUUAAUUCACUAGACGUAGUGACUACAUACAAAUUUGACAAUGCAUAUUAUAAGAACUUGGUAAACAAUGCUGGAUUACUUGAAUCCGAUCAAACCUUGAUGAGUGAUCCACAAACUGCUUCUAUGGUCAAGUCUUAUAGCAUGGACCCGUAUCUUUUUAACAUGGAUUUUGCAGCAUCAAUGGUGAAGCUCGGUAAUAUAGGGGUGAUCACAGGGCAAGAUGGUGAAAUUAGGAAGAAAUGUGGUAAGGUGAAUCGUUAA
Molecule: messenger RNA, 975 nt
Organism: Erigeron canadensis
Lineage: Eukaryota; Viridiplantae; Streptophyta; Magnoliopsida; Asterales; Asteraceae
Product: peroxidase 10
Exons: 3
Coding region: 1-975 (324 amino acids)
Biological process (GO): response to oxidative stress; hydrogen peroxide catabolic process
Molecular function (GO): heme binding; peroxidase activity
Source: RefSeq, a predicted model, not a curated record